This is a messenger RNA of Cyprinodon variegatus (sheepshead minnow), 1869 nucleotides long. It is a transcript of the gene lrrcc1, whose product is annotated as leucine rich repeat and coiled-coil centrosomal protein 1. The record is from RefSeq and is a predicted model, not a curated record. The transcript is spliced from 11 exons. The coding region runs from base 1 to 1725 and encodes 574 amino acids. Gene Ontology annotation, cellular component: centrosome; cytoplasm. Lineage: Eukaryota; Metazoa; Chordata; Actinopteri; Cyprinodontiformes; Cyprinodontidae.
AUGGUGGCAGUUAUACUGAGUUUCCAAUGGGUUGAUGAGGUCAGACCAGACAGACUGAAGGAGCUGCUGCUGAAGGAGAGAUCAGGACGCUCUGAACUGCAAACUCGUGUUGAGGAGCUGGAGACAAGGUGUGAGACUCUAACCCAGCAGCUGGAGCAGGCCCGAAGCAAUGAAAAACAACACAGAGCUGCGCUUCGUAGACUAGAGGAAACCGUCUCCCAUGGAGACUCUCUCAGGGCUUGCCAGCAGGCUGAGAAGAUGAAAUGUCACCAGGAGCUGGAGAACAAGGCAGCAGCUUUGAGGAGAGAGCUGGACCUCCAGAGGGUCUCAGUUCAACAACACAAAGAUAAACUGCAGCAGCUGCAUGAACUGCUGGCAUCCAGGGAGCAGGAGCACAGGAAACAGCUGGAGCAGCGAUUGCAGCCCAGCGGGGCAGAUUUCCAGCAAGCAGUGUCAAAGGAAGUAGCAGCAGUGGAACAGAGACAUCAGCAGAGGGAGGCGGAGCUGCAGGAGAAGCUGACAGAAGGCAGGAAACAAUACGCUGCUUUGGAAGAUGAAUUCCGGAUGGCACUAAAGAUUGAGGCGACUCGCUUCUCUGAGGUGAAAGAGGCUUGUGAUCACAUGACUGCAGAACUGAUGGAGCUCAAGGCGACCCUUUCUCAGGCCCAGCAAAGAGAGAGGAAAUCAGGCUCUCUGGUGCAGCAACUCACCGCUAUGGUGAAAGAGCAGAAGAACCGCAUCUCUGAGCUGAUCAAAGCCAAGAAAGAUGCUGUCGUUGAGCUCAAGAGCCGUAUCCAUUCCCUGGAAGCAGAGGUAGAGCAAAGCCAGCGUUUUGGGCUGCAGCUCGAGACACUAAAGAAAGAAAAAGGUCAACUGGUAUCUCAGCUCAUGGCUCAGGAGUCGGUCAUUGAUGGCCUCAGGGCUGAGAGGAGGAUUUGGGGCCAGGAGCUUGCUCAGCAGGGUGCGUCAUUGGCUCAGGAUCGGGGACGUUUAGAGGCCAGGAUAGAGGUGCUGACUGCUGAGCUGGAGACUCAGAGAAAGCAGAACAACAGAGACCAUGACGCCCUUAGAAUCAAAACCAAAAUCAUGGAUGACCAGACAGAAACCAUACGCAAACUGAAAGAGUCCUUGCAGGAACGUGACAAUCUGAUCCGCAGGUUGAAGGAGGAAGCUGUGCAGACCCAAAAACAGUUUCAGCAGCAGCUGGAGGAAGGGACAAGCCUGCAGGCUGAGCUGAAGGACCAGCUGGAGCAUCUUAGCCUGCGUAAAGAGGAGCUGAAGCAGCAGCUGGAAGACAAGGAAGCAGAGCUGAAGGAUGUCAAGAGAGUUUACAGUCAUUCAAACAAGAAGUGGCAGGAGAAAGCUGAGCUGCUAACACAACUAGAAAGCCAAGUGAAGCAAAUGAAGGAAAACUUUGAUUCUAAGGAGCGCCAGCUGCUGGAGGAAAAGGAUAAAGCAUCAGAGGCACACAAAGCUGCAGUUGACAAGCUGCGCUGUGUGGAUGAUGCUUUUCGUCGACAACUGGAGUCUGUCCAAGCUGCACAUCAAGCAGAGCUGCUGCGGAUGGCUAAUGAAAAGGAGAAGCAAAUAGAACAAGCAAAUCUGAGGGUUUAUGUGGUAGAGGAAGAGAUGCGUCAACUACUGGAGGAGACGGAGGCUAACAAGAGAGUCAUGGAGGAAAAAAUGAAGCGUCUCACUAGUUUCCUAAACGACUUUAACACAUAAAAUAUCCAUAUCAAACCCCUUGAAAGUUUCUAUUCUAAAUGUGUUUUUACAAAUACAACAGUAUUUUUUGUAUAUUUGUAUAGUCUUUGUUUUUAUAUGGUUUGUCAAAUAAAUUUUCUUAUGACGGCACACACAAUUCUUCUU